Messenger RNA from Terrapene triunguis (Three-toed box turtle), 1765 nucleotides. RefSeq names its product myosin-7-like. The record is from RefSeq and is a predicted model, not a curated record. Lineage: Eukaryota; Metazoa; Chordata; Testudines; Emydidae. Gene Ontology annotation, cellular component: myosin complex. The transcript has 10 exons. Bases 146 to 1750 code for a protein of 534 amino acids.
GAAGAACGACCUCCAGCUGCAAGUGCAGGCUGAGCAAGACAAUCUUGCAGAUGCCGAGGAGCGCUGCGACCAGCUGAUCAAGAACAAGAUCCAGCUGGAGGCCAAGGUGAAGGAGCAGACAGAGCGGCUGGAGGACGAGGAGGAGAUGAAUGCUGAGCUGACGGCCAAGAAGAGGAAGCUGGAGGACGAGUGCUCGGAGCUCAAGAAGGACAUUGACGACCUGGAGCUGACCCUGGCCAAGGUGGAGAAGGAGAAACACGCGACGGAGAACAAGGUGAAGAACCUGACAGAGGAGAUGGCCGGGCUGGAUGAGAUAAUAGCCAAGCUGACCAAGGAGAAGAAGGCCCUGCAGGAGGCCCAUCAGCAAGCGCUGGACGACCUGCAGGCCGAGGAGGACAAGGUCAACACCUUGACCAAAGCCAAGGUCAAGCUGGAGCAGCAGGUGGACGACUUGGAGGGUUCCCUGGAGCAGGAGAAGAAGAUCCGCAUGGACCUAGAACGGGCCAAGAGGAAGCUAGAAGGGGAUUUGAAACUGGCCCAGGAGAGCAUCAUGGACCUGGAGAAUGACAAGCAGCAGCUGGACGAGAAGCUGAAAAAGAAAGACUUUGAGCUCAGCGCACUGAAUGCCCGGAUCGAGGAUGAGCAACUGAUAGCUGCCCAGCUCCAGAAAAAGCUCAAAGAGCUUCAGGCGCGCAUCGAGGAGCUGGAGGAGGAGCUGGAGGCAGAGCGCACGGCCCGGGCCAAGGUGGAGAAGCUGCGCUCGGACCUGUCGCGGGAGCUGGAGGAGAUCAGCGAGCGGCUGGAGGAGGCGGGCGGCGCCACCUCGGUGCAGAUCGAGAUGAACAAGAAGCGGGAGGCGGAGUUCCAGAAGAUGCGGCGGGACCUGGAGGAGGCCACGCUGCAGCACGAGGCCACGGCCGCCACCCUGCGCAAGAAACACGCCGACUCGGUGGCCGAGCUGGGCGAGCAGAUCGACAACCUGCAGCGCGUCAAGCAGAAGCUGGAGAAGGAGAAGAGCGAGCUCAAGCUGGAGCUGGAUGAUGUCAGCUCCAACUUGGAGCAGCUGCUCAAAGCCAAGGCCAACCUGGAGAAGCUGUGCCGGACGGUGGAGGACCAGAUGCACGAACACAGGACCAAGUCCGAGGAGGCACAGCGCAUGGUGAACGACCUCACCACCCAGCGUGCCAAGCUCCAGGCUGAGAACGGCGAGCUGGCCAGGCAGCUGGACGAGAAGGAUGCGCUGGUCAACCAGCUGACACGGGGGAAGCUGACAUACACCCAGCAGCUGGAAGAUCUCAAGAGACAACUGGAGGAAGAGGCCAAGGCGAAGAACGCCCUGGCCCACGCGCUGCAGUCAGCCCGGCAUGACUGCGACCUGCUGCGGGAGCAGUACGAGGAGGAGACGGAGGCGAAGGCCGAGCUGCAGCGCUCGCUCUCCAAGGCCAACUCCGAGGUGGCGCAGUGGAGAACCAAGUAUGAGACGGACGCCAUCCAGAGGACAGAGGAGCUGGAGGAGGCCAAGAAGAAGCUGGCGCAGCGGCUGCAGGAGGCGGAGGAGGCUGUGGAGGCCGUGAACGCCAAGUGCUCGUCGCUGGAGAAGACCAAGCACCGGCUGCAGAAUGAGAUCGAGGACUUGAUGGUGGAUGUGGAGCGGUCAAAUGCUGCCGCAGCUGCCCUGGACAAGAAGCAGAGAAACUUCGACAAGGUGGGACUGGGGGAGGGGAGAGAGAGGGGGAGAGAGAAUGAAUGAAUGGAUGAAACAGAG